AUAUAUAAUUUGCAUAUUUAUAAAAAGAAAUAGUUGCGAAAACAGCUGCAUCUACAAUUGAAAAUGUUGAGUGAGCACUGAUUUCUUAAAUAUUUUCGAAAUCAUUUAAGAUAAGAAACUUAGUUGGAACGAAACGUUCAGAAUACGAAACCUACAUUCUUUCAGCAAGUUUUAUUAUAUAGAAUUAAAAAUAUUGUGAAGAUAUUAACAAUGUUUAUUUUGUGUUACCUAUUAAUUACAUCAAUCAGUUUUUGGUAUCUCCUCGUAUUGAAUAAACAUUUUCGUAAGAUUAAAGUUAUAACGAACGAACCUACAAAAACAGUAAAAUUUUAUGAGCAAGCACCUGGACCUUUGCCUUGGCCAAUACUUGGUAAUCUAAAUUUGUUAGCUUCCCAAAAGGCAAGUGCAGAAUUAUUUACUGAUCUUUCUAAAAAAUUUGGAAACAUAUACUCAUUAACACUGGGGCCUACCAAAUGUAUCGUCGUAAAUAAUUUGGAAUUGAUCAAAGAAGUACUUAAUCAAAAUGGAAAGUUUUUCGGAGGACGGCCAAAUUUCAUGAGAUACCACAAAUUGUUUGGAGGAGAUAGAAACAAUUCUCUAGCUCUUUGUGAUUGGUCAAUUCUGCAAAAACGGAGACGCAAUCUAGCGAGAAGACAUUGUUCACCACGGGAUACAUCUCCUUAUUAUAUAAAAAUGUCAAAUAUAGGUUGUUCAGAGGUUAAUAUUCUGAUUAAAAAGCUUAGUGAAUCAAAUAAUGACAAUAAACAUAUACCGAUAAAGUCAUUUGUUCAACGAGCUUGUGCAAAUAUGUUCUUUCAAUACAUGUGUUCCAUGCGUUUUGAAUAUAACGAUCCCGAGUUUUGUGAAGUAGUUGAAUAUUUCGACGAAAUCUUCUGGGAAAUAAAUCAAGGAUAUGCGGUUGACUUCUUACCUUGGCUGGCGCCAUUCUAUAAAAACCACAUGAAUAAAUUAAUGCAUUGGUCAUCGACUAUACGUAGUUUUAUAUUGAAACGUAUUAUAAAUAAAAGAGAGGAGUUGAAUUAUCAACAAGAAGAUGAUUUUACGGAUGCUUUGCUCAAUAGCCUCACGGAAGAUAAAAAUGUUUUAAGCGACACUAUAAUGUUUAUGUUAGAAGAUUUUAUUGGAGGACACUCAGCAGUUGGAAAUUUAGUUAUGCUUACUCUGAUAUAUUUGAUAAAACACCCCAAUGUUGCCAAAAAAAUUCAAUUCGAGACAGAUUCCGUUUCAUGUAACGGACAGCGAACAAUCAGUUUUAAUGAUAUCGAAAAUAUGCCAUACACGAUGGCCACAAUCCUUGAGGUUUUAAGAUGUUCGUCCUCGCCGAUAGUCCCACAUGUAGCAACAGAAGAUACUGCAAUAUGUGGUUAUGGUGUUGCAAAAGACACUAUUGUUUUUAUUAACAAUCACAAUUUAAACCACAAUAAGUUGUACUGGAAAAAGCCUAACAGUUUCCAACCGGAAAGGUUUUUGGAACACUCCAAUGCGAAAAACGAGGUGCAACCAACGUCGAAUGAAAUAAGGAAUUGUGAAAAUUCGUUAACCGAAGAAGCUUCCAGCAACAUAAAUGGAUUAAUAACCAAAAAGAAAAGCCAGUUUCUACAGAUAAGAAAAAAUAUGCCAUAUUUCUUACCAUUCAGUAUUGGGAAAAGAACAUGUAUUGGGCAAAAUUUAGUACGUGGUUUUGGUUUUAUUUUAGUAGCUAAUUUAUUGAGGCACUUUGAUAUUCAUUACGAAAAUGUAAAUAAUAUAGAAAUAAAUAUGGGAUGUAUUGCGCUUCCGGCAAAACCAAUUCCAAUAGUUUUAGUAAAAAGGAAUAAAAGCAUUUAAAAAUCUUACUAUUUAUGAAAUGUAUGCUUAUAAGUAUGUCGGUUAUCAUAUUGUUUUAAGUUAUUUUUUCAAUACAGUUUCUAUAUAGUAAUAAUAAUAUAAUGUCUGCAUGUAUA
This is a messenger RNA of Zeugodacus cucurbitae (melon fly), 1964 nucleotides long. Its product is annotated as cytochrome P450 307a1. The transcript is spliced from 2 exons. Gene Ontology annotation, molecular function: iron ion binding; heme binding; monooxygenase activity. Bases 211 to 1848 code for a protein of 545 amino acids. The record is from RefSeq and is a predicted model, not a curated record. NCBI's taxonomy places the organism in Eukaryota, Metazoa, Arthropoda, Insecta, Diptera, Tephritidae.